AUGUCCGUGUCAGCCUCGAUUCCCGAUACCUCGCUUGGCCUCACCUCCUCCGAGAUCCAAAUCCUACGGCAACAACAACAAAUUGCACUCCAGAAUGGGCAUACUGGGAAUGGCGUUUCCAGGGGCAGAGGGACUGGACGGACCAGCAACUCAAGCUCGCGCGCCGCCAGUGCGGCCAGCAGCCAUGGUCGGUUGCUGUUGGAUCCGAUGAGCCUUCGAGCACUCUCGCAUCAGUUGGACGGACUGCAGGAACAAAUUCGGAGCCGUAUUGUUUAUCUAGAGGAUCAGAUGCAACUUUCCAUCCAGAACAGCUAUGAUCGUGCAGGAAACGUCAUUCGUAACGCUGACGCUGAGAUUGCUCGUACUCGUUCCAUACUCGCCUCGAUUGAUGACUUGGAGAAUGAGCUCGCCAAAAUAGGACAUAUCAGAGAAAUUGUGAAAGCUUAUCGCGGCAGGAUAGAGAGUCUUGACCAACGUAUUGAUCAAGCUGCCCGCCGGAGACACUGA
Messenger RNA from Aspergillus udagawae, 507 nucleotides. RefSeq lists its product as uncharacterized. Gene Ontology annotation, biological process: endosome organization. Lineage: Eukaryota; Fungi; Ascomycota; Eurotiomycetes; Eurotiales; Aspergillaceae. The record is from RefSeq and is a predicted model, not a curated record. Gene Ontology annotation, cellular component: BLOC-1 complex. Bases 1 to 507 code for a protein of 168 amino acids. The transcript has 2 exons.